Styela clava is the source of this 2662-nucleotide messenger RNA. RefSeq lists its product as uncharacterized. The record is from RefSeq and is a predicted model, not a curated record. Gene Ontology annotation, biological process: regulation of DNA-templated transcription. Gene Ontology annotation, molecular function: DNA-binding transcription factor activity. Lineage: Eukaryota; Metazoa; Chordata; Ascidiacea; Stolidobranchia; Styelidae.
UCUGCCGGAUUUCUAUUUCAGCUGACGGACUGUGAUUGAGUUAAGAGUUAAACUACUGGUUCCGUGUUUUUAAACUGCUGCGCAGAUCCCAGAAAGUCCUUGUGUUGGUUUUCGUAACGUACGGUAACUGUGUAUGGUUAUUUACUGGAUAUAAUUGCGAAGUUGAAACUUUUAUUUCCAUUAAAUCUAACGUAACGUUACACUGAAUUACCAUAAUAUGGAUACUUACACAGACCAUAUUUUUGAGUCACUGUUUGAGUUGGAUUAUUUGAAAGGAUCAGGAAGUGAGAUUGAACUAUCUACAGUAUCUAACGACUUUAUGUCUGCAAAUACCCCUCCAUACGAAGAAAGCGAAAAUGAAGAUGAUCAACUUUUAAACAAACUUUUGAGUGAAUCAGCAAUGCCUGAGGAUGACUCUUGCAUGAAUUCUUAUUCGACGAUGCCCAGUGAAUCGAGGAGUCCUUCAUUCAGUGGUAGCUGUUCUCCCUCGUCAACAUAUGGUACAGAACAAGACUGCCUGUCGCUGGAAGAUGUUGCACAAUCUUCAAUGGUGAAAAACAGUCGAGUUUGUGAAACAGUGAGGUCAAAAAAGACAGUAAGAGGAAAAUCUGUAUCACAAAAUCGUGGAGCAAUAAAUGCCAGAGAAAACAGGGAGAAGAGAAAGUUGUACAUCAAAGGGCUAGAGAACUCUGUCCAACAGCUUACAACAGAGAAUGAAUCAAUGAGAUCUCAAAUUGACCUAUUACAAAGAACUGUGGAUGCUUUGUCACAGGAUGCAACAUACCUUCGAAACGUAAUGGAAAAUCAGAGCGAACUGUCCAAAAUAUUAAAGGCUGUAUCAACUGUUCCUGGUAUAUUUGUGAAGCCUUCUUUAAAAUCUGUGAAUCUGACAAAGACUGUUGAUAAAACGUCUGGAAAGCGCAAACUACCAACAUGUUCUGAUGAACCCUGUGAUAAAAAGAAAAAUACUAAUACAGGCAUCUGCUUACAUGUGAAAAAUGGAUCAGUAUCUUUUGAAUUGUGUUCACAAUGUAAUUCUUCCUCUCCAUCGUGAACUUGGAUGCAUUAAAUUCCAUGGUAGUUGUGCCAGUAUCUUCCACCAAAGGACUUAAAUGGACCUAACUUGUAACUCAAGAUGGUCGGUCAAUUAAUUUUUUAUUUUUAAAACUGUAUAUAAUUUAUGUGGGGCCAAUGGUUCUAAUUAAUUGUCUCUGGGUUUGUAUUUUUGUGAUCCUGUAACAAACUCGAAUUUUUUCAGUUCUCUUUGUAAGUUAACAUGGGGAUUCAUUCUAAAAGAUAAGACUUUUGAUGAAAGUACAGAUCUAGAGAUAAAUUAUCUUCAAAUUUCGUGAACAUGCCUUUUUCCAGUGUACUGGUCUGUUAAGCAUCAUCAAUUUAUAGUAAAUAUCAUUUACAUUGUUUUGAAUGUUUUGUUAUGCUUGCAUUUUCAUUUUUACAGAUCUUGCUGAAGCUGACCAGUACUAUUAUGGGACACUGUUUUUCAAGCUGAUAUUUUGAUCUUCGUUGGUAUUAUCUGUAUCGUUUACAAGUCAAACUUUGUAUAUUCUUCUUCUAAAAAUUUAGGGACCUUGUCAUAGAACAUUUAAAUCCCUAUUUUUCAUAAUAACAGGUGCGAUUGAUGCUACUUUGAAGAAACGAGAAGUUCCAAGAUCUUGGUGGAGUAUUAAAAAUGUCGGUUUUUAUUGAUUUUCCAGAGCUAAAGCAUACACUUUUGGUCCACAUAUUUUCUUGGUGGUCGCAUGCCAUAAUUCAUAAUGCUGCUAUCCUUGAUAACAAUGUUAAAAUUUCAAUAUCGCAAGUUAGUAUUCAGCAGUUCCCAUGAGCCAGUAACUUGUUUUGAAGUUUUUUUCUUCAGGUGAAGCUGGAUCGCACUGCAACGAACUGUUGCAACUUCAGCAUCUUCACAACUUCGGAGGAAGUCUCACGCAGAAUGCGGCAAGUAGGCAUUGGAUCAGUUAAAUUUGGGUACGGCAAAUGUUCUUCAAAGUGCAUGAGCUCUAUGAUGGCGGUGAGAAAUCCAGCAAUCUUCUCUCGCACGAUUAUUCUCCAACGCGAGGUAAUCAGGGGCGCGAUCCCGACGCUCAGCGCCGUUCUGUUAAAACUCUAGAAAGGCUGCUUUACCGUUGAACCAUUCGUUUCAAAUAGGCCCGUUUGGGUUUAACAUUGUGAUCACUGGACUUUUAUAGCUACAUUCCGUGUCCAACAAGUUUUUUUUUAACAACGUGACAUCAAAACGAUCUAAGUCCACGUCUAUCUAUAAGUGCAUUAUACAGAUCCUGGCACAUUUAUAUGGUGACCAUUUUCUUUUAGGUCAGAGGCAUUUGAAAUCAUUCAGUGAUCAAGUCUUCGCAUAAAACGCUGAACAAGAUUAAAAGUGUUCAUAUUGCUGUAUCAUUUAUUCAGUUCCCGACUUUUUUGACACAUUGACCAAUUUUUGGGCUCCUGCUUCCCCAGUACGCAUAAAAAUCCAUUUGCAUUUGUUAAACUUGCAAUACGUGCAACUGAUGCUCUGGCUUUUGUAUAUUCUGGAUGGUUUAUAAUGUAUACAGUACACCUAUCCCCCUUCAUCGUUAUUUGACAUUUUUUUGACAGUUGUUGUUGAGAUGAGAUCCUUUAUUUACGUUAUAUACGUUAUUAUAUA